Molecule: messenger RNA, 5860 nt
Organism: Clupea harengus (Atlantic herring)
Lineage: Eukaryota; Metazoa; Chordata; Actinopteri; Clupeiformes; Clupeidae
Gene: kdm3b
Product: lysine demethylase 3B
Biological process (GO): regulation of transcription by RNA polymerase II
Cellular component (GO): histone deacetylase complex; chromatin
Molecular function (GO): chromatin DNA binding; histone H3K9 demethylase activity; transcription coregulator activity
Source: RefSeq, a predicted model, not a curated record
UCGCUGUUUUGGUGAGAGUGAAAGGUUUGAGCCCUGCAGUAGCGACGUACGAGGAGUGCGUUUGAUUGUUGCAGAGCUAAAUGGCGGACAGAGCGGGACAGUUGCCAUCAGAACAAUAACAUCACAGUUGCUCUGCUUCUUGACGUGACUCGGCACUAGAUCCGCACCGAAGUCCCUCGCGCAGAGGGGAUUCUGGUGCAUGAUCGAGUGGGACAUAUUUUUACGUACUUUUUGUGUGAGCAAGCGUACACUUGGUUAGCUUGCUAAGUGGUUUAGAGUUCACUGUAAGGAAGUUGUCUCUUCAUGGUGGUAAACUAGCCAGCUAACUAGCUAAGUAUGGGGGACUCUUUAGGUCUCAUCGGGAAGCGACUGCUGCUGCUUCUCAAUGAUAGGGGAUCCACGGGCGGAACCGAAAUGGAUCAAGCUUCCUGGCUGCGAGGAACAGUCCGGGCUGUCAGCGUUAUUGGCUUGGCCAGCCCUGGGGUAGAGGUGAGCCCCGGAGAGGGAACAACAACAGCAGCAUCGGGGCUGACGGUGUUUGUUGAAUUUGAGGACUGCACCUGGAGACAGAGGUCAUGGGUGAGGGUGUAUGGGGAUGAGGUCCGUGCUGUGUUGAUGGAGAGCACCAUUGUGUGGGCGGCACGUACUGAUCCUGCUUCUGGAAGUGGUGCCACAUCUGCCUGGCCUGCAUUAGCAUUCCAACCACUCGUAGAUCGCGUCGGUUUGGGGUCUCUGGUUCCAGUGGAAUUCUUUGGGAAUACCAAGACCUUGGAGUUUCUCCCUGAUGGAAAUUCACUUCAAAUCUUUGAGAUUGAGAAAGAUAUCAGGAACACUCUUCUACAAGACAAGCCUUCUGUACAGGCAGCCAUAUCUAGCUGGCACAGCGACUGUGAACUUCAGGAUAUACUGAGGAAAGGGUCCUACACCAUACAAGGACGCAGAGUUCAGGUAUAUCAGCCUGAGUUCAACACAGCCUGGGCCGUGGGGCUGGUCUCUCAGCAUGAUCCUCUCUCACACAUCAUGGAAAUCACCAUGGACCAGGGUGGAGAAACGCAGGUGGUUGAUCCCAGGGUGAUGCAUGUGAUGCUUGCUGAGGAGUAUGAGAAACAGAGCGGUCUACAGGACAGGUCCGGGAAGGAAAGUGAUGGCGGAAAGGGUGAACGUCGUCGGAGAACAGCCUCCGAGGAUGAAGAUGAUGUAACCCUGAAAAGAUUCAAAAGUGCCCCGGAAGGAAGCACUGAUGGACAGAUUCAGGACCAUUCAGCCAUUCGCCUUCCUGUGAAGGAGAACGGCCGGGUGCCAGUGGUUCCAGAUCGCGGGACCACGUCUGGAAGCUCGACGCCUGCAGCCAGCUCAACUCCUACCCCUCCCCCUCUUAAGCCAGCACCAUCUCCCUUCUCCAAUACCUUCCCUGCCCUGGGACAGAUGCCCAAUUUGGUGCCCGGAGCCCCUGCCCCUAAGGCAUCCGCCCCUAAGGCAUCCGCCCCUGCUCCAGUAACAGACAGAGAGGAGACCUACCCUAAAAGUGCUGCUCUGGUCUCUCCUGGCCCAGUCACCAUCAAUUCUCCAUCGCAAACCAACGCCCCCAGUGUGGCUCUCUCACAGCCUUUCAGUCAGAAGCCCUCCAGCUGGGCAGCUCCUGCCCCAGGGGCAGCUCCUGCAACCGAGAAUUCCAAGUCGCCUGCCCAUGCUCCUACUGGAUUCCGCCCCACUCAGUCCAAACAGCAGCCUAGAUCUGUGUUUGGAGAGCUGGGUGCCCAGACCAAUGGAUCUACCCAGGAGAACCGGCCCUUUGGAUUCUCCUUUGCUGGCCAGAAAGAGCAAAAGCAACCAGACUCGGACCCAUCACAGAACUUGUUCUUUCAGUGCAUGGCUCAGACACAGACUCCAAGCCCCGCUCCGGUCCAGGGCCAGAACCAGAACCAGUCAAAGGACACCAACUACUUUACUGCCAUCUCUGAGAGUUUGACCAAGGAGCCCCCUAGCCUGUUCAAACCCUCUGCUUCCUCAGAUGUCUCCAAAAAGAGUUCUCAAGUCCAGGGAUUGUUUGGGUCAACCCAGCUCAAAGAGCAGCUCAAAGCCCCUGAGGCCCAACCAGCUGGAAAUGGGGUGGUACUGAACAAGACUUUUGGCACCGGAGCAGACGGCAUGCCUAAACUCACACCUGCCUUCAUUGGGAGCACCACCCCCUUUGGCACUGGGAGUCUUCAGAACCCAACGUUAGGUAUGGGAGGACUAAGUAAUCCGUUAGCUCCGGGGUCCAGUGGACUUGCAAGCAGCAGCAGCAGCAGCAGCAGCAGCAGCGGGAUCAGGAGCGGUAAUGGUAAUAACGUAGGCUUGGGGUUGCUUGCCACCAGCAAGUCCUCAGACACCAGCCAUCAGAACCUGUUCCUGCAAGCAUCCAGCAAGUCCACAAACCCGUUCCUUGCGCGCGGUGGCUUCCCUCAUACCCCCUUCAGUGGGCUGACACCCCCUCAGCCCCCGUCAGUUUCCGCAUCUACCCCCUCGUCUACCCUCACGACCCUCCCCUCAAGCACUUCGGGGAUGGUGCCAGCAGGAGAAGAGGGCAAAUCCAACCUGUUCACCAUGGCUGAGCCUCCCAAGGGCAUCCUGCCCUCCCCGUUUGCCACUGCAAAUUCGUCCACCAUUUCAGCCCCCACCAACACCUUCACCCAAAUGCCUAAAUGCACAACAAACGCACAACCGGUUGCCAAACCUGCCAGUGAAGGCUCCGAAGCGGGUUCUGCGGCACAUGGUCCGAGCGAAGGGGUGUUUCGUGACGACAAAACAAAGACCGCGUCUAGCUUCCCUCCGUUUGGGGGUGCAAGAUCCAACGAUUCAGCUGCAUUGCCUUUCGAGCAGUCGGCACAACAGAAGUUCGCUAUGGAAGAACGGGGGCAGUCUUCCAAGCGCGACUCGGACUCUAGCACCAACAGUGACCUCUCUGACCUUAGCGAGACGGAAGAGGCUCCUGACCAGGUGCCAAAGCAAGGCUCACAGGGACCCACGGAGGAGGGCGCUUUGCUGAUGCAGAAGAACAAAAUCCAAGCAGUGGCUAAGGGCAGACCUCGCAACAAGCCUUUCAAAGCAGUGGGCCAGUCUGUGCUGAAGGACAUGACCAAGCUGAGGCGCCUGAAGCAGUCGGGGGAGGCCUUCCUGCAGGACGGCUCCUGCAUUAACGUUGCACCCCACCUGCACAAGUGCCGGGAGUGCCGUCUGGAGCGAUACAGGAAGUCCCGGGAGCAGGAGUCGGACGACGAUGACCCAAACGUGGCCUGCCGGUUUUUUCACUUCCGCAGGCUAGCCUUCACAAAAAAGGGGGUCUUGCGAGUAGAAGGCUUCCUUAGCCCUCAGCACAGCGACAACAUGGCUAUGGGACUGUGGCUGCCUUCGCCAACGGUCAAGGAGGGUCUGGACCUGGACACCUCGAAGUACAUCCUGGCCAACGUGGGAGACCAGUUCUGCCAGCUGGUCAUGUCUGAGAAGGAGGCAAUGAUGAUGGUGGAGCCUCAUCAAAAAGUGGCGUGGAAGAGAGCCGUGCGAGGAGUCAGAGAGAUGUGUGACGUGUGCGAGACCACGCUCUUCAACAUCCACUGGGUGUGUCGCAAGUGUGGCUUCGGUGUGUGCCUCGACUGUUACCGAAUGCGGAAGAAUCGCCCACCUGAAGAAGACGAUGACGGUCCUGAAGAUGAGGUAUUCGCGUGGUUAAAGUGUGCUAAGGGGCAGUCCCACGAACCUCAGAACCUCAUGCCCACGCAGAUUAUCCCCGGCACAGCUCUGUACAAUAUUGGGGAUAUGGUCCACGCAGCACGCGGAAAGUGGGGAAUUAAAGCAAACUGCCCCUGCACCAACCGACACAUUAAACCUUUAGUACGCCCCAGUGCCCCGAAUGGUCUUUCACAGUCGGGUUCGACCAACACUACAGGUAACGGGACUGCCACUACAUCCCGACCAGAGGGCGGGGAAGCGACGACCACAUCCAUCAAAAUAGAGCCUGGCACAGAGGAUGGGGGCACAGAGGGGCCAGGGGAUGCCAGCGGUAGCAACAUCAGCGCCCAAAUGAUGGGCACCAAGGAGUCCACUCCAGGCAACCCCUCGUCAGCACUCCACUGGUUGGCCGACCUCGCCACGCAGAAGGCAAAAGAAGAGACGAAAGACUCCAGCUCCCUGCGCUCGAUGAUGGGACGCGACUCGCGGCCUCCCUUCGGCCUGGACUGUUUCAACACCCUGUCCAAGCCCUCGGGCUCCAGCCCCAGACUCUUCAACAGCCUGCUGCUGGGCUCCAGCCCCACCCAGCCCAAGGCCGAGGGCUCCAGCCUCCGAGACCUGCUCAACUCCGGCCCCGGGAAGCUCUCCCAGGGCACCGCGGACGGUGGCGUGCCCUUCCCGUCCGUCUUCUCCACCUCCUCCACGAAUGAUAAGAAUAAGGGUGGCCUGCCCAACAUCCUGGACCACAUCAUCGCCUCGGUGGUGGAGACGAAGAAGACGGAGGGCAGGCGGGCGGCCGGAGGGGUGUCCGAGGGCGGGGAGACGGCCACGGUGCCGCGGAGGGAGGGGAUGAUGGGCCUGAGCGUUCUGGAUCCCCACACCUCCCACACGUGGCUGUGCGACGGCCGCCUGCUCUGCCUGCAGGACCCCAGCAAUGGCAACAACUGGAAGAUCUUCCGCGAGUGCUGGAAGCAGGGCCAGCCGGUGCUGGUGUCCGGUAUCCACAAGAAGCUGAAAGGUGGUCUGUGGCGACCCGAUGCGUUCAGCGCGGAGUUUGGUGACCAGGAUGUCGACCUGGUCAACUGCCGGAACUGCGCCAUUAUCUCUGACGUCAAGGUCCGAGACUUCUGGGACGGCUUCCAGGUGAUAUCCAAGCGACUGCAAGGGGUAGAUGGCCAGCCUAUGGUGUUAAAAUUGAAAGAUUGGCCGCCGGGGGAAGACUUCAGGGACAUGAUGCCAACAAGGUUUGAUGACCUGAUGGACAACCUUCCCCUCCCCGAGUACACAAAGAGAGAUGGAAGGCUCAAUUUGGCUUCACGGCUUCCCAACUUCUUUGUGCGGCCUGAUUUGGGGCCCAAGAUGUACAAUGCUUACGGUCUGAUCUCGACCGAGGACAGAAAAGUGGGCACCACCAAUCUGCAUCUGGAUGUGUCUGAUGCUGUGAAUGUGAUGGUGUAUGUGGGCAUCCCUGAAGAGGAGGGCGAUCAUGAGAAAGACGCAGACCUGGCUGGACGCAAAGAGGUGAUGACCACCAUCGAGGAGGGUGACGUGGACGAGAUGACCAAGAGGCGGGUGUACGAGGCCAAAGAGAAGCCCGGCGCACUCUGGCACAUCUACGCCGCCAAGGAUGCGGAGAAGAUCCGAGAGCUCCUACGAAAGGUGGGAGAGGAACAAGGCCAGGAGAAUCCUCCCGACCACGACCCAAUCCACGACCAGAGCUGGUACCUGGACCAGAUUCUGCGCCGCAGGCUCUAUGAAGAGUAUGGAGUCCAAGGCUGGGCCAUAGUUCAGUUCUUAGGGGACGCCGUCUUCAUCCCAGCAGGGGCGCCUCAUCAGGUCCACAACCUGUAUAGUUGCAUAAAGGUGGCAGAGGACUUUGUGUCGCCUGAGCAUGUGAAACACUGCUUCAGGCUAACGCAGGAGUUCCGGCACUUGUCCACCACACACACCAAUCAUGAGGACAAGCUACAGGUGAAGAACAUCAUCUACCAUGCUGUGAAGGAUGCCGUGGGGACACUGAAAGCCCAUGAACCCAAGCUAGCUCGGUCAUAGUGGCCCAGUGUGACAUGACCGCUGCCACCUUUCUAAGCUCCACUUACACCACAGACGAGGCACAAGGAUUUUGGGGUGGGAGGGGGUGGAUCAGAUUGGG